Molecule: messenger RNA, 1446 nt
Organism: Diversispora eburnea
Lineage: Eukaryota; Fungi; Glomeromycota; Glomeromycetes; Diversisporales; Diversisporaceae
Source: the annotation of a GenBank genome assembly
AUGGGUGAUAAACCUCACUGGGCCUAUCCUUUCGAACAAAAUCAACAACAAUAUUUAGCACCUCCGGGAACACAACCUACUGAUUAUACUAGGGUUACCACCACACCACCUUGGUAUACCCCAACUUUACCAACAUCGGUCCCUUAUCAAAAUACUGCCUAUAACACAGCUUCAUUUGACGCUAAUAUGUAUUAUCAACCGCAACCUUUUGGAAUUUAUCCAACCACCAAUACAACAACAACAGGAAUUUAUCCAACCACCAAUACAAUAACAUCAACUUAUCCAACAUAUUCUGUACCAGAAACACCUCCACUUCCUUCCACAUUUUCCUCUCAAAACAAUACUUCUACUGUUCAACUUACCUAUACAUCUGAUCCCAUCGCAUCGUCAAAUAAUACCAUGAUUGGAAAUGAAGAAAUUUCAAAAACUACAAAUGAAGUUUUUCAACAGACAACUACUGGAUUUGCCAAUUUAAAAGUAAAUCAAAAUAAUAUAAAUCUUAACGAUGGCGAUGCUGAAGAUCAAAAAUCAAGUGUACUACAUGAGACAGAUUGGACUAAAGUUGAAUUACCACAAAGUUGCAAAACACCAAGUUAUAAUAAUAUACCUAAGGAAAGUGAAAAACGAAAAAUUAGUGAUGAGUGCAGUGAAUCUCAGAAAAGAGAAAAACGGGCUAAACGUUUUCAAGAACAUGAAAGGAUUGCUAGACCACGUUGGGAACCUCCCGUUAAACAACUAGAUGAAAUAGAUAUGAAAUCGACGGUGGUUGGAACUUGUUUACAAUUGGAAAAACAAUAUUUACGUUUGACAGCUGCACCUGACCCUUCAACGGUUAGGCCUUUACGUAUAUUAAAGCAGACAUUAGAAUUUCUAAAGACCAAAUGGGUCGAAGAUCAAAAUUAUACAUAUAUUUGUGAUCAAUUUAAAUCAUUACGACAGGAUUUAACGGUUCAACACAUACAAAAUGAAUUUACCGUGAAAGUAUAUGAGACUCAUGCUCGAAUUGCACUUGAAAAGAGCGACUUAGGUGAGUAUAAUCAGUGUCAAACGCAACUAAAAGAACUUUAUAGAUUAAAUAUUCCAGGUUCAGUCACGGAAUUCAUGGCAUAUAGACUACUUUAUUUUUUAUAUACGCGAAAUCGGUCAGCAGAACUUACUGAUGAUAUGAAAAGUGAUGAGGCAAUUAAACAUGCAUUAGAGGUUAGAUCUACUCUGGCUACAUCAAAUUUCCAUAAAUUCUUCCAAUUUCGUCCAAAUUUGGAUUUAGAAUUCAUCCGUUCAGAUUUAGCUUUUAGUGAUAUGGAUGAAUGUGUACAAUUUUUAACAGAACAUCAAACUCGAGGUUUUAUUUUAGCUGACAAAACAUUUGACACGAAGAAUGCUCUAAAAGUGAUUGAAGCCUGCAGUAAGAAAUUUGAAAAAGUUGACAUUAAAGGACAAAUUUAA